GAUUUUUAAUAAAGAAACAUUAUCCAUUUCUGGUUCUGGUGGAGUGGAUAAUGGGAGCUUUGGGACUCUCAUGGCGACUCCCAAAUUCUCAGCUUUUUCAUAACCCUUUGAGAUUGAGACCACUGCCUUUCUGCACCAAAUCAUCAAAGUUACAAUCUUUACCAUUGAAGAGGAACAUAGAAUCAUUUUCCUUAAGGCCUUGUUUGGCCCUUUCUAACAGUACCCAAUUCCAAAAAGAAGAAGAAACAGAAGAAGAAGAAGAAGAAGAAGAAAGUGGUUCCAAUGACAGUGGUGGAAGUGGGAAUUCGAAUAUAAUAAUAUAUUCUUGCUUAGUGGGUCUUCUCACAGGGAUCGGCAUCGUUCUCUUCAAUAAAGGAGUUCAUGAAAUUCGAGACCUGUUCUGGGAUGGGCAACCGCACAGAGGAGCUUCUUGGGUGAGAGAGGAGCCAAUUCAAGAUAUAUGGAAGCGAGUGGUUCUUGUUCCAGCUUCUGGGGGUUUGAUUGUUGGAGUUCUUAACGAAAUUCGAAAUACUUUAGUUGAUGAUGGUGAUGGAUUGCCUAGUUCAGUUUGGAAUGGUGUCAAGGCUGUGUCUCGUCCAUUUCUCAAAGCAGUUGCUGCUUGUGUUACUCUUGGUACUGGCAACUCUUUGGGCCCUGAAGGUCCCAGUGUUGAGAUUGGAACCUCCAUAGCUAAGGGAGUUGGUAAUGUGUUUGAUAAAAGUUCUAACAAAAAGCUUUCACUUGUGGCUGCUGGAUCAGCUGCUGGCAUUGCCUCUGGGUUUAAUGCUGCUGUUGCUGGUUGUUUCUUUGCUGUGGAGUCAGUCUUGUGGCCAUCACCAACUAAUCCUUCUUCCUUAACACUUACCAAUACCACUUCUAUGGUUAUACUCAGUGCAGUAAUAGCUUCUGUAGUUUCAGAAGUUGGUCUGGGUUCUGAACCAGCCUUUACAGUCCCAGAGUUUGACUUUCGUUCACCUACUGAGCUUCCACUAUAUCUAUUGCUGGGAGUGUUGUGUGGAUUGGUGUCAUUGGCUCUAUCUAAGUGCACGUCGUACUUGAUGGCCAUUGCUGAUGACAUUCGCGGUGUACCGAAGAUUUUGUUUCCUCCAUUAGGUGGCUUAACUGUUGGCUUGAUAGCACUGGGAUAUCCAGAGAUUCUUUAUUGGGGUUUUGAGAAUGUUGACAUUUUGUUGGAAUCUAGACCCUUUGUGAAAGGCCUCUCAGCUGAUCUAUUGGUUCAGUUGGUAGCAGUUAAGAUCUUCACAACCUCCCUAUGUCGUGCCUCGGGAUUAGUGGGCGGAUACUAUGCUCCAUCUCUUUUUAUUGGUGCAGCAACAGGAAUGGCAUAUGGGAAAAUUGUAAGCUCUGUGGUUAAUCAGCCUAAUCCUGUUAUUGAUCUCUCCAUCUUGGAAGUUGCAUCACCACAAGCAUAUGGCCUGGUUGGGAUGGCUGCCACUCUUGCAGGUGUAUGUCAAGUGCCUCUUACGGCGGUUUUGCUGCUCUUUGAAUUGACACAGGAUUAUCGGAUUGUUCUGCCGCUACUUGGAACUGUGGGGUUGUCUUCAUGGGUUACAUCCAGACAGUCAAGAAGAAGAGAUGUUCAGGGUAAAAGGAAACCGAAACCGAAACAGGAACAAAGUCCUAAUAUGCUUCCCUUCAGUGCAAGUGGGCUACCUUCUAAUUAUGCUCUCAUGAGAAAGGAAGAUACAACAAGUGACCUUUGUGAAAUUGAAAGCUCACUUUGUAUAGAAGAUUCUGAUACUGAAACUGAAAAUUUAGAAACAAAAAUAUGUGUUUCAGAAGCCAUGAGGACAAGAUAUGUGACUGUGAUGAUGAACACAUUGCUUACAGAAGCAUUGACUCUCAUGCUUAUGGAAAAACAGCCUUGUGCUAUGAUUGUUGAUAAUGAUAAUAUAUUAAUUGGUUUGCUUACACUUAAAGACAUUCAAGAUUUCAGUAAAUAUGCAAAAACAAGAAGCAGAAUAUCCAAGGAGGUUUUGGUAUCUGAGAUGUGCUCAUUGGAUGGAGGAAAUUGUAGGGUACCGUGGGCUGCAACGCCGAGUAUGGAUCUACUCUAUGUACAGAUGAUUAUGAAUAAGCGCGGGAUAGAUGAGGUUCCAGUUGUUACCGAGCAAUUCGAAGAUCACCGAGGGCACCUAGUUGGCCUUUUGGACAGAGAAUGCAUCAGUCUAACUCAAAGAGCUUUAGCAACCAGAGAGUAUCUUUGCUAAGAUUCCCAAAAGUGAUUGAUGGCUCAUUUUGUUACUAAUCAUCACAAACACCUCAUAAUAGUGACACAAGUUAUGGUUUUGGUAAUAAGUAGUGUCAUGACUCAGCUUUCAGCAAAAGGGUUUUUACCUAUUCUUUUUGGCUUUGUAUAUAUAAUUGGAAGAUGAAAUGUUCCCAUCUGUUGUAUUGAGACAAUCAACUGUUGUACCACUCACACUGCUGUUGAUAGAUAGAUACAUCAUCAUUCAUACAAAAAUGGAUUAUGGAGAAGAUUCAUGGGAACUUUGGCCAUCGACCCUUUACGGCUGGUGUCAUUAUUGGAUCAGAGUAGUUGUUUCAUAUAUCAACUGUCAUAUAUACUUACAUGGGAUUCUCUCAGUUUUCAGUUUGUUGUUGUUGUUGUUAUUUCAUAUAUCAACUGUCAUAUGUUAAUGACAGUAAGAUUUUGUUUAACACAAUGUAUUGAUAUUACAGUUUUGUUUUUUGCACA
Messenger RNA from Cannabis sativa, 2719 nucleotides. RefSeq names its product chloride channel protein CLC-e. The coding region runs from base 51 to 2231 and encodes 726 amino acids. The transcript is spliced from 7 exons. The record is from RefSeq and is a predicted model, not a curated record. Gene Ontology annotation, cellular component: chloroplast thylakoid membrane. Gene Ontology annotation, molecular function: voltage-gated chloride channel activity. Gene Ontology annotation, biological process: chloride transport; transmembrane transport. NCBI's taxonomy places the organism in Eukaryota, Viridiplantae, Streptophyta, Magnoliopsida, Rosales, Cannabaceae.